Molecule: messenger RNA, 1179 nt
Organism: Macroventuria anomochaeta
Lineage: Eukaryota; Fungi; Ascomycota; Dothideomycetes; Pleosporales; Didymellaceae
Product: trichome differentiation protein GL1
Exons: 1
Coding region: 1-1179 (392 amino acids)
Biological process (GO): positive regulation of transcription by RNA polymerase II; mitotic cell cycle
Cellular component (GO): nucleus
Molecular function (GO): DNA-binding transcription factor activity, RNA polymerase II-specific; RNA polymerase II cis-regulatory region sequence-specific DNA binding
Source: RefSeq, a predicted model, not a curated record
AUGGUAGCUCACCGCCGCGGCCCCUGGUCGCAACACGAGGACCAGUGGCUUGUUAACCUCGUUGCUCGCAAUGGCCCACAUAAUUGGGUACGCAUUUCACAGGAGAUUGGUUCGAGAUCACCAAAGCAGUGCCGUGAACGCUACCACCAAAACCUGAAGCCAUCGUUGAACCACGACCCCAUCACACCUGAAGAGGGGGACCUGAUCGAGAAGAUGGUAUCUGAGAUGGGCAAGAGGUGGGCUGAGAUCGCAAGGAGGCUCAAGGGACGCAGUGACAACGCUGUCAAGAACUGGUGGAACGGUGGCCAGAACCGCAGGAAGCGCAACCCAGAGCGUCCUGACCAGCGACCCUGGGAGUACUCCCAGUCAUCGGAACACUACCAAUAUCCAUCAGCACCCCAGCACAUGCACAACCACGACGAGCAACAUUACCAUGACUCCCGUCGUUCCUCAUUGAACCCUCCCAUGCACACACCAUACGGCAUCAAGCUGCCCCAGCCUCAGCGUUUCGAGCCAUACCCUGGAUCACGACCACAGCCACUGGAGCUCUACGGACAACCUGCCAAUGUACGAGCACGAGGCUUCGAAACACCUAUGCCUUCGCCCUCAGGCUACUCCUCGGUCUCCGCCGAUGGCGCACCUUCCCUGAUCACAGACACUGGCUCCGAGUCGAGGUCACCUCGUGGUGCCGUAUCACCACUCGACAUCACUCUCGCACCUCUCGUCGGUAACAGAGAUGAGCGUAAGAAUUCGAGCACUCGCUACCUGCCUUCCACAGGCUUUGCAGUUGAGGACGACGUACACUCCGCAGCAUAUGACCCAUACAGGCGUCGUAGUUCCCUGCAGCUACCUCCCCUUCACCGUGAGGUCCAAGCACCCGCUCAGACAUACAAGGAGGUACAGGACGCACAGCAACCACCACAGCCACUGCUCACCCAGCCUGCACCGCAGCACGUUCACCACCACUCGCUGCCUCAAUCAUCAUCCUUCAGCGUACCGCAGCGCGCACUCCCAGGCUUCCAUUCUCUCACCGAGCCUAUACUGCCUCUACCUUCCACAUCAAGCGCAGCCACCAGCCCCGCAGUAAGGCAACUUCCAUCACCAUACGCACGGUCUGCCGAAGCACAAAGCGCACCGGUCUCCCCCAAAGACAAGAUGAGCCUCAAGAACAUCAUGUAG